AUAGAAUCUCAAACAAAUAAAUACCAAAAUAUCCUAAUUAACGUGAAAAAGCAAACAAAAACAAAACAAAUAAGAAAAGCUGCAAGUUUUGACACAAAUCUGAAAAACUAGAGAGCUCCAGGAAAUUCCUAAUUGCUGCUUUGAUUCUACAAAAAGACGACGGCGCACACAAUGCGAGCGGGUCAGUGACAUGGCCGAGGGCUGCGAGGACUCUGCCGGCGCCGCUGAAUCCACCACGUCACAGUAUAAGCUCGACAACAUGCUGGGUACGGUGCUGCCCUGCGAGGCGGCUAUUGUAGCGACGCCCGGCAGCAGCAGCAGCAGCAACAACAACAAUAACAACAAUAGCAGCAGCAGCAACAGCAACAACAACGGCAGCAGCAACAACACUGCCAGCAACAUUGUGAAGCGAGAGUUUUGCGAUGGCAGCAUCAUGCCAGGUGCUAGUGUCAACAACAACAACAGCGCCGUCAGCAACAAUAAUAAUAACAACAACAACAACAAUAAUAAUACCAAAAUGCAAGCAUUGAUAUGCAGCAGCAGCAGCGGCAGCAACAACAACAAUAACAAUAACAGUAGCAGCAAUAACAACAACAGCAAUGCCAACAGCAGCAGCAGCUCAUCAUCAUCCUCCUCCUCAUGCUCAUCCAGCUCGUCCAGCUCGUCGGCCAGCACCUUGACCAGCUGCACCACCGCGGCCGUAGUGCCCUCCAAUUGCUCCACAAAUGCCAACAAGUCGCCCGGUUCGCCCUACUCCCAAAGCGGCACGAUCGGCAUCGGCAUCGGCGUCGCGCUCGCCAGCCCAAUGCGCGAGGCCAGCCCGCUGCCCAGCCGCUGCUCACCAGCGGCCGCUGCGGCGCAGUCACCAUGUGGCGGGGCCACGCCCGCUUCGCCGCCAUCUGUCUCCUCCAACAGCUCGUCGCAUGUGCUGGCGCUCAACAUCAAAACCGAGUCGGACUACGACAAGGAGAUCAGCUGCCACAAGAUACAUUCGCCUAGCAGCAGCAGCCACGCCCACCACCCCUUGCAUCACCAGCAUCACCAGCAGCAACAUCAUCAGCAGCAGCAGCAGCACAUAGCGCUCCACCACCACAACCACAACAACAACAACGAGGAUGACAUGGAGCCAACACUGCUCUCGCCCGCACACUCCACCCACUCAGCCUACGACUCCAAGGAGCAUGUCAAGGAGCUGGAGUUCUAUAAGAAUCUCGCGGCCAAGGCUGCCUCGCUGGCCAACCAGCAGCGCGAUACGAACUCUGCCUCGCCCCUGCCCAUGCAAAUCGAUGCGGAUGAGGACGAAGCGGAGGAUCAGACCGCCGAGGCGUUGCGUCUGCGAUGCGAGGAGCAGGCCCAGGCCAAGGCAUUUGCGGCACAUCUAAAUGGAACUAUGCAAGACAUGAUAAAUUUGCAAAAAUUACAAAAUUUGGCCACACUGCAACAACAGCAACAUCAGCAUCAGCAACAACAGCAACAACACCAGCAGCAGCAGCAGCAGCAACAACAUCCGCAUUCACAUCAUUCCCAUCAUCAUCCCGCCACGGCUGCCGCACUGGCAAGUCUUCAGGGCUUAGCCGCCUCCGUGUUCAACUCACCAUUGAAUCUGAGCGUUGGCGCAGAGGCUGUGACAGCAACAACAACAGCAGCAGCAGCAGCAGCUGGUGGAGUCACCUCAACGUCCGCAGCAGCAGCUGCUGCUACAGCGAAAGCAGCGAGUACCUCGCCCAGCAACAGCAACAACAACAACAACAGCUGCCACAACGGCAACAAGCACAAGACGUCAAAGGGCAACAGCAACAACAACAGCAACAGCAGCGCAGCCGGCAACUCCUCCAGCCAGCAGCCGCAGGAUAAUCCCAGCAGCAGCAGCUCACCACAUGCCCAUGCCCAUGCCCUCAACGCGACGACGCUGGCCAAUGUGUUGGCUGCAGCGACCGCAUCGCCACCGCCAGCGCUCCAAGCGCCGCCGGCGAGCGCGCAGAUGCCGCAACUGAUACUCGCCUCCGGGCAGCUGGUGCAGGGUGUCCAGGGUGCUCAGCUACUCAUACCUACAGCUCAAGGCAUUGCUGUGCAGACCAUUCUUACCAUUCCGGUGAGCCCACAGAUUCCCACCAGCGAACAGUUUCUACCCAACGCAUUCGGCGCUUUUGCCAGCUAUCAGCAGCAACAGCAGCAGCAACAGCAACAACAACAUCAACAGCAGCAGCAGCAGCAGCAACGCGAACAACAACGCGAACUUUUGGCUCCUCCGCUGGCUGCGCUGCAGCAUGGGCCAGCCUUGCCGCAAUUGGCGCAGACACCCACGAAUUUACUGAAGCCUAAUCUCUUUUCCACGGGCGUGCAGCAGUUGCUGACGGCGCUGCAUCCGGAGCUAUUUGCAGCCGCUGCCGCCAAUCACCAGCAGCAGCAGCGCGAACGGGAACGCGAGCAGCAGCAGCAACAAUUGGCGGCAGCAGCAGCCGCCGCAGCCGCGGCGAGCCACUUGCCACAUGCCCACCUGGCCGCUGACAUGCGUCGCUCCGCGGAGCGGACACCGCCCUCUGGCUCACCCACUGUGGGCAGUCCGGCGCUGCCGACGAAACAACCACCACCACCGCCACCGCCGGCUGCGGCGUUCUUGCUGCAACAGCAGCUGCACAUCAAGCCUGAGACGCAAACGCACCUGCAUCAUCAUCAUCAUCUGCACGGCACGACGACGGCAGCGUCAGCGGCACAUCCACAGAUAAGCUUGCGGCAUCCGGAUGAGCUGACGGCUCCGCAGCUGGAACUGAAGCCGCUGGAGCUGAACAGCAGCAGCAGCGUCUCGCCGCCCUCGUUGCCGCCUUCAGCUGCCCUGGCGCGACAUCAUUUUGGGCACAAUUUGCGCAGUGCGGCAGGCUCUUCGCCCAAGCACAGUCCAGGACGCGGCUCCUCCGGGGCAACAGGCAUGAAUCUCAGCCAGCACCAUGAACGGCUCGAUCGACGCUCGCACACGCCCACUGCGACGGCCACGAGGACAAGCUCCGGCCUAAGCACAUCCAGCGCUGCGUCGGUGCAUCAUUUGCCGCAUGAGCGAGGAGCGGGCAAUCUGCUCAGUGGACGCCUGACGCCCACUGUGUCCACUCCAACCGCCAUCUGCAGCAGCAGCAAUGAAAGAGGCUACUCAUCUCCACUGUUCCGCUCACACUCGCCGCCCGUGCACGCCUUGAACAUGGGCAGCUCGCCGCGACUGGAGCGCGACUAUCUGGGCAAUGGACCAAGUUUGAGCGGUGGCUCCAGCGGAGCCUCAGCCGCGGCCACCAACUGCACAGCGACGGCAACGGCGUCCAGCUCCACGGGCAGCGUACUUAGCAGCAUCAAUAGACUAAACGCCUCCAACGGCGAGCUAACCAUCACCAAAUCUUUGGGCCCGCCGACGGCUACUGCCACGCGUGCCUCAUCCGCCUCACCGCGGGACGAUUCACCCUUGCCAGGGCCAUCCACAUCAGGGGUUUCUCUAAUGCAGCCUUUGAAGCUGAGCCCCUCUUCGCGCAGCGAGCCGCCACAUCUGUCGCCCAAUGGGAACGACAAUGACAACGACCUGCUUAUGGAUUCACCGAAUGAACCCACCAUCAAUCAGGCCACCACCAAUGUGGUCGAUGGCAUUGACCUGGAUGAGAUCAAGGAGUUCGCCAAGGCAUUCAAGUUGAGGCGCCUCUCGCUGGGCCUCACCCAGACCCAGGUGGGGCAGGCUCUAUCGGUAACCGAGGGACCCGCGUACAGCCAGAGUGCCAUUUGCAGCAGUGCACUCGCUGCGCAGAUGUAUGCCGCUCAACUGUCGACGCAACAACAGAACAUGUUCGAGAAACUCGACAUCACACCAAAGAGUGCACAGAAAAUCAAGCCCGUCUUGGAGCGCUGGAUGAAGGAGGCCGAAGAGAGCAGUCACUGGAAUCGCUACAAGUCCGGCCAGAACCAUCUGACAGACUACAUUGGCGUGGAGCCCUCGAAGAAGCGCAAGCGUCGCACCUCGUUCACACCUCAGGCACUGGAGCUGCUGAACGCGCACUUUGAGCGCAAUACGCAUCCAUCGGGCACCGAAAUAACUGGCCUGGCCCAUCAGCUGGGCUACGAACGCGAAGUGAUUCGCAUUUGGUUCUGCAACAAGCGGCAGGCCCUGAAGAACACUGUGCGCAUGAUGUCCAAGGGCAUGGUCUAGUAGGGCGUGUACAUAUAGAGGCCUGCUAUAUACUGUAUAUAGUUUGUGUGUAUUUUGUGAUAGUUUUAAACACUUAGCGUUUAGUUUCUAGGCCAUGUAAAGUAAAAGCUGUGUCAUAGCAUUUACAGUAAAUGUCAGCAAAUGUCAAACGCCCCCUUCCCCCCACACUCCACACACCACACUCCACCACACUCAACAAAAUUAAAUACAACCAUGUACUAUUUAUGACUAACAUUAUGGACUAACAUUUAUCAUAUCCGAAAAAGUCUAAAAGUAGUCUAAAGUCUCAAGUCUACAGGCGCAGACCUUUGCGGAUUUUAGGGCCUAUUUUAUGAUAUUGAUGUGCCAUUCCAAAAAUUAAAAUACAAAACAAAAAAUAAUUAUAUAUAUAUAUAUAUAUAAAUGGGAUAGUAUAUGUAUAACAAAUUCACAACUAGAGAUUUACAUUUAUCAAUUUGUAUGGCUAAGCGCAAAACCAAAAUGUCAAAAAAAAAGAAGAAGAAGAAGAAGCAAAAUGACACAAGUAAACAAAUUCUUUAUAAAUCGUAAGCUCUUUGAUUUAAAAAAUAAUUGCAUUUAAUGCGUUGGCUAUAUUAAUAUAACGUGUAUACUAAAGUGUAUUUUAUUUAAACAAUUUAUAAACAAAUUAUAAACUCUAGCAAUUAACGAUUCUCAUUUGGCCAUCAAACCCCUCUAGCCCAUAAACAAGCAACCCACUAAAAUGUAUGGCAGCGCACUAAAAAUCUAGAAUAAGCAAAUUUAUGUAGCAAUUGUCGACAGCCCAGAACAAAAAAUUAAAUACAAGAACAAACGUAUUUCAAUUGCAAAAUUCAAAUGGUACACAAGAACAAACAAAAUCAUGAAAAACUGAAAACAAAAAAAAAUAUUUAAAUAAUUGUAAUAAAAAACCAACAUAAUUAAAAA
This is a messenger RNA of Drosophila montana, 5101 nucleotides long. RefSeq names its product pou domain motif 3 (gene pdm3). The record is from RefSeq and is a predicted model, not a curated record. NCBI's taxonomy places the organism in Eukaryota, Metazoa, Arthropoda, Insecta, Diptera, Drosophilidae. The transcript has 11 exons. Bases 191 to 4177 code for a protein of 1328 amino acids. Gene Ontology annotation, molecular function: DNA-binding transcription factor activity, RNA polymerase II-specific; RNA polymerase II cis-regulatory region sequence-specific DNA binding. Gene Ontology annotation, biological process: regulation of transcription by RNA polymerase II.